This is a messenger RNA of Tachysurus vachellii, 3433 nucleotides long. It is a transcript of the gene kl, whose product is annotated as klotho. Lineage: Eukaryota; Metazoa; Chordata; Actinopteri; Siluriformes; Bagridae. The coding region runs from base 94 to 3075 and encodes 993 amino acids. Gene Ontology annotation, molecular function: hydrolase activity, hydrolyzing O-glycosyl compounds. The record is from RefSeq and is a predicted model, not a curated record. The transcript is spliced from 5 exons. Gene Ontology annotation, biological process: carbohydrate metabolic process.
UGAUUGACAGCUACACUACCAGUAGAAAAGCACAAAGCGAACAUUAACUCUUACAGUUAGAGAGCUUAACUUUCCCUGCAUGGUUUUAAUCGGAUGGACAUCCUAAAAACAGCAAUGUGUGUUCGCAAUCUGUGGCUGUUGCUGAUUUUCGGUUCAUGCGCUUUUUGGAAGCGGACCGUGGCGGAACCAGGCGCCGGGAUGCGCACGUGGGACAGGUUCAGUAAACUGCCUUAUCCAGAAGAUAAAGCAUUUUUGUACGACACGUUCCCCCAGGGCUUCAUAUGGGCCGUGGGCACCGCCGCAUAUCAAGUGGAGGGCGCAUGGCAAAAGGACGGUAAGGGCAAGUCGGUCUGGGACACGUUCACUCGCGCCGGGAGUCGCGUGGUCACGGGAGACGUGGGCAGUGACAGCUACCACAACCUGGCUGGAGACCUGCGCGCGCUUCAGCAGCUCGGCGUCACGCAUUACCGCUUCUCUCUGUCCUGGCCGCGGAUAUUCGCCAAUGGCACGAAAAGUACUUACAACGCAAAGGGAGUUGAAUAUUACAAGAAUCUCAUCCUUGGACUGAAGAGAAUCCGAGUGGAGCCCGUGGUGACUCUGUAUCACUGGGAUUUACCGGACAGCCUGCAGAACACAUACGGAGGAUGGAGCAACUCUGUGCUUGUGGAUCUGUUCAGGGAUUACGCAGAAUUUUGCUUUCAAACCUUCGGCUCAGAUGUAAAGUUUUGGAUCACAAUGGACAAUCCGUUUGUCGUGGCCUGGCACGGAUAUGGGACUGGAGUUGUGGCACCUGGGAUAAAAAACAAUCCAGAUUUGCCUUUUAGAGUUGGUCAUAAUCUAUUAAAGGCUCAUGCUGCAGCAUGGCAUGUAUAUGAUGAGCACUAUCGUGCCCAACAAGGAGGGAGAGUGUCUAUAGCGCUGGCUUCCCACUGGAUCAAACCGAGCAGGACGAGUCAGGAGAGCCGACGGGCUUGUCAGUGCUCGCUGAACUUUGUGCUGGGUUGGUUUGCUCAUCCCCUGUUUGUAAAUGGAGAUUACCCACCAUGCAUGAAGAACAACCUCACACACAGACUACCAACAUUUACCCAGGCAGAGAAGGAGUAUGUUAAUGGAACAGCUGAUUUCUUUGCCCUGUCUCAUGGACCUGCUCUUAGUUUCCAAUUGAUUAAUGACAGCCUGCGCUUCGGACAGACUGAGGAUCUGGAUCUACGUAUGCUGCUCUUCUGGGUUCACUCAGAAUAUAACAAGCCUCCCAUCUUUGUAGUGGAAAGUGGCUGGUUCGUCAAUGGCAAUACCAAGACAAAGGAUGCUAAGCACAUGUAUUACCUCAAACGUUUCAUAGUGGAGACUCUGAAGGCAAUUCGACUGGAUAAAGUGAAUGUGUUUGGAUACACCGCCUGGUCAUUGCUCGAUGGCUUUGAGUGGCAUAGGGAGUAUGGAAUACGCCGUGGUCUUUACUAUGUAGACUUCAAAUCUGAUCACCUGACGAGAGAGCCAAAGACCUCAGCCAUGUUUUACAGCAAACUGAUCGAGAAGAAUGGCUUCCCUCAGCUCCCAGAGAACAGGCCUCUUGUUGGAGUUUUCCCUUGUGAUUUCACAUGGGGAGUAGCUGCAAAUUCCAUACAGGUUGAGACCACACCUAUGCAGUUUGUUGACUCAAGUGUGUAUGUCUGGAACAUGUCAGCCAAUGGAAAACUGAAAAAGCUGGAGGGUGUGGAAGUUCCCAUGCACAGAAGGCGCCAUUGUGCUGACUUUGCUGCAAUUCGGCAACAAGUAUCAGAAAUCAAACACAUGCAUGUUUCCCAUUUCCACUUCUCCCUCAACUGGUCCUCUAUUGUCCCUACAGGCCAUGUAUCAGAAGCUAACAACACUUUGCUAAGCUAUUACCACUGCUUUGUUAGUGAACUCCAGAGGGCCAACAUCACCCCAGUGGUCACUCUUUGGCACCACACUGGAAAACUCUCGAGUCUGCCUGCACCACUGGAGAACAACAGAGGUUGGCAAAGUGAAGAGACAGUGCAGGCCUUUGCUAAAUAUGCUAGACUGUGCUUUCAAAGGCUUGGGGAUCACGUUAAGUUAUGGAUCACACUGAAUGAACCUAAUGACGAAGACCUUGGCUAUGCAGUCGGCCAUCAGUUGCUUCGUGCCCAUGCUCUAGCCUGGCGUGUGUAUGACAGUGAGUUUCGCCAGUCACAAGGUGGUAAAGCCUCUUUGGUGCUGCAUAUGGACUGGGUUGAACCUGCAUUCUCUUUCAACCGAGAAGACGUGGCCCCUGCAAAGCGAGUUCUGGAUCUACGUGUGGGAUGGUUUGCAGAACCCAUCUUUGGCAGUGGAGACUAUCCACCAGUGAUGCGCCAGUGGCUACAGCAGCGAAACCCUAUCGACCUGUUCAACUACCACCUACCCACAUUCAGUGAAGAGGAUCGACAACUAGUCAAAGGCACCUAUGACUUUUUUGCCCUCAGUCAUUUCACAACCUCCAUGGUGUAUGAUGAAGUGGAGGAUAAGUACUUUUUCAAGGACACAUUAGAGGUACAGCUGAUUUCAGAUGUAACCUGGAUAAUGUCUCCAAGGCGUAACUCUCCAGUGGUUCCUUGGGGUUUACGCAAAGCCCUAAACUGGGUUGCUUUUAAUUACAAAAGUGUUCCCAUUUAUGUCAUGGCCAAUGGGGUCCAAGAAGACAUAGCCAGAUUCAGAGACAGUCUACGGGUUUACUAUCUGUACAACUAUAUCAAUGAAGCCUUAAAAGCAUACGCACUGGAUGGGGUCAAUUUGAGAGGCUACUUUGCCUAUGCGUUUAACGACCAGCAUGACCCAGGCUUUGGCAUGUAUGGCCACGUGGAGGCGGAGACCAUCAUGAAAUCGUCUCUAACCCACUACAGAAAAAUUAUUGACAAUAAUGGGUUCCCGGUCCCCGGUAGUUCUCCACAACAUUGUCCCCACAUCACUGAACACUCACCUGUGUGUCAUGUGUUGGCCAAACGCACUGUUGUGGGUUUCAUAUCUUUGGUUGCUUCUGCCAUGCUUGUUACUGUGGGUGUUGUUAUAUACUAUUGCACAAAGAGACCCAAAUAACAGUCUGUGAUAUGGAUAUUACUUAAAUUAACCCAGAAUGAAAUGUGAAACUCAUUUUAGUUGUUUUUUAGUUUGUAGAAUACUUUAUCAAAUCCUAAGUAUUUGUGUAUGUAUACACACAACAAAUACACAUAUUUGCAAUCCCACAAUGCUGCGUGCUUAAUAUUAAGUGCUCAGAGGUGUCACAAGUGGCUUCUCAACUGGCAUACAGACUAUAUAGUCCAAAAAUUCACACAGCCCCCAGUUUGAUAUGUGUUAGCUUGUAUAUUUUGUAGAGAAAACAUGCAGCACUUUAAUAGUUGUAUCUAUUGUUCUGAAUAUCUGUAUUGAAUUUAUUACAUGAAAAAAGUGUGUUGAA